AUGUGUUUAACAGAGAUAAUAAGGACAUAUACUGAUCGUUCUAAGUUCUGGAACCUGUUGCUCGAGUCGACCUGUUUUCUUGAGGCUCACACGACCUCUGAUGUUGCGUUUGGCCUCAAAAUUGUGACUACGCUAGGAGUCAAGUUUGCGACGCGCAGUGGCGGUCACCAGCAGAACGUCGGUUUUUCCAGUAUCGAAGACGGUGUGGUACUUGAUCUGAACCGUCUCAACUCGAGCAAUCUCAGCAAGGACCACAAAACAGUCCGGCUUGGGACUGGAAACCGAUGGGGUGAGGUCUACAAGGGGUUGGAAAAGUACGGGCUUGCUGCCGUAGGGGGACGCUCUGGCGAUGUUGGCGUUGGUGGUCUAAUUCUGGGGGUUGAAGGAAUUCCAUUCUUCUCUUCCAAAUACGGCUUUGCCUGUGACAAUGUCCAGCAAUUUGAAGUCGUGCUGGCCAACUCAACCGUCGUCAAAGCCACUUCCAACUCCCACCCUGACCUCUUCAGAGCCCUCAAAGGUGGUGGACCCAACUAUGGCAUUGUCACUCACUUCACCCUCUACACCAUCCCCACCAAUAUCUGGUACCACGUCGCCCAAUACAACGAGUCCGACUACAAGCAGGUCCUCUCCGCCAUCGUCGCCACGCAGGCCAGGAUGGAAGACGACAGCAACGCCGGCAUCCUCUUCUCCGGAAGCAACGGCACCAUGAUGGUCGGUCUGCUCUACGCCGAGCCCACUGCCAACCCCCCAGUAUACUCAGCUUUCGACUCCCUCAAGCCCGUCCGGACACUUGCGCCUCCUACCAUCGGCACCAUUCCCAAGCUAGUUGACGUCUUUACCGCGAACUCCCCCACAGCCCGGUACCUCUCUUUUGCCAUCAGCUACGAGACAGACCUCGACUUGUACAAGAGCGCCUACGGCUCGUUUAUCAGCCGUCAGCACUUCACCUCCCCCACCAAGGGCGCCCUGCAGUACGGCAUCCAAACGAUCACCAAGGCCGCCGUCCAAGCGGGCGAGAAGCGCGGCGGCAAUUGGCUAGGCAUGAAACCCGUCAGCACUAACUGGUGGCACGUCGUAGCCGCCUGGUUCGACGAAAAGGACGACAAAGCGGCUCAUGCGGCAUCGACCGGUAUGGUGAAAAACAUGACCGACUUGGCUACGGAUGCGGGCAAGUACCUCGAUUUUCAGUUCCAGAACGAUGCGGAUGUCUCGCAGAGUCCGCUCAAGAGUUACGGAGAGGAGAAUUUCAAGAAGUUCGCUGCUGUCGCUGCUAGCUAUGAUCCGCAGCAGGUGUUCCAGAAGUUGCAGAAUUCGGGGUUCAAGAUAUCGACUGCUUAG
Aspergillus campestris IBT 28561 is the source of this 1338-nucleotide messenger RNA. Its product is annotated as FAD-binding oxidoreductase. The record is from RefSeq and is a predicted model, not a curated record. The coding region runs from base 1 to 1338 and encodes 445 amino acids. NCBI's taxonomy places the organism in Eukaryota, Fungi, Ascomycota, Eurotiomycetes, Eurotiales, Aspergillaceae. Gene Ontology annotation, molecular function: FAD binding. The transcript is spliced from 2 exons.